AUGCGGUCUGCUAAGGCAGUCGUUUCAGAGAAACUUGCACGCCUCGGUUCUCCCAGUAUGUCUUACAGCGCAGGCGGGAUUCGCCCGCAUACCAUCACCUCACUACGGCGCUGGUCUGUAGUGAACAAGGAGUUGCCAGCUGUUUCUCAAAUCCGCGCAAUUCACGUCUACGAUUUCGACAACACCUUAUUUCUAAGUCCCCUACCAAACCCACAAUUAUGGCAUGGCUCCUCAAUUGGGUUCCUUCAAACGAACGACUGUUUCGCAACUGGAGGAUGGUGGCAUGACCCCAACAUUCUCGCCGCCACAGGGAAAGGCAUGGAGAUUGAAGAGCCUCGCAAAUGGGAAAGCUGGUGGAACGAGCAAAUUCUUGGUCUAGUUAGGAAUAGCAUGGAGCAGAAAGAUGCGCUCACGGUGUUGCUGACCGGUCGAAGUGAGGCCGGCUUUGCAGAGAUUAUCAAGCGGAUGGUCGCUAGUCAAAAUCUUGAGUUUGACCUUAUUGGUCUCAAGCCCGAAGUUGGUCCAAACGGCCAACGGUUUGCGUCCACGAUGAACUUCAAACAGAACUUCCUUGAGGACCUUGUUUUCACUUACGAGCAGGCUGCGGAAAUCCGCGUCUACGAGGAUCGUGUCAGACAUGUGAAAGGGUUCCGAGACUUCUUCGAGAGUGUGAACAGAGACCUUCAAAGUGGACCCUCUACCGCCCGGAUGCCCAUCCUUGCUGAAGUCAUUCAGGUAACUGAGGGCUGCACAUACCUUGACCCCGUAACUGAGACUGCCGAGGUGCAGCGCAUGGUCAAUGCCCAUAACCUCGCACUGCGAAACCCUGCCUUGAAUUUAACCAAGAGCCACUGUGGACGGAUGUUCAUCAAGCGCGUCGUCUUCUACACCGGAUAUCUGGUUACUCCACAGGUUUCAAACGACAUGAUGCAGAAUUUGCUAGCUCCACUGCUUCCCCCAGGGCUUGCGGAAUCAAAUGACCUGAAGUACAUGGCUAACAGCAUCCUAAUCACCCCACGCCCAGCACCCCGUUCAAUCCUGGACAAGGUUGGAGGCCUGGGCAAGAAACUAAAGUGGCAGGUUACCGGAACUGGAACCCUGGACAACAAGAUAUGGGCAGCCCGUGUGGCGCCUAUCCCAGCAACGGAAGCAUAUUACACUGAGAACCCACUGCCAAUUGUAGUACUGGCUGUGCGCAAAGGUGCUCGUCUGAUCGAUGCAGGGCAGAUCCAAAACUGGCAUCCCAUUCCGGCUGACAGGGCCAUGACCUUUGACACUGUGGUCGGUGAGAAAGUUGUCCUGCGAGUCGAAGACAGCGGAGAACAUCGUCAAGGAGAGCGACCCUUGAACAGGAGUCAAAAGAGACGCUUCCAGCAGGAGGAUGAGAAUAUCGUCUGGCCACCCGGCUCAAAUACCGAUGCCCCAUCUCCUGGCCGCGGCAACUACCAAUCCUCUCAGCGGGGUGGCGGUGAAGGACGUCGCCAAUAUGAUGAUAGUCCACGGGGAAGAGGAGCUCAUCGUGGUCGUGGCCGAGGUAUCGGACGCGGACGCAGUAACAACAACCGAGGCCGUGGCCGGGGCCGUGGCCGCGGUGAAUACUACCAGUACAGGUCGCUGGAUGACCAUAGCAAUGGAUAUGAUGGGCAAUAUGACGGCAAGAAUGGCCACAAUGGUGGAGGUUCAGGCAGAGGGGGUUACUCUAUGGAUUAUUGA
Molecule: messenger RNA, 1713 nt
Organism: Penicillium mononematosum
Lineage: Eukaryota; Fungi; Ascomycota; Eurotiomycetes; Eurotiales; Aspergillaceae
Product: rRNA 2'-O-methyltransferase fibrillarin-like protein
Exons: 5
Coding region: 1-1713 (570 amino acids)
Biological process (GO): rRNA methylation; box C/D sno(s)RNA 3'-end processing
Cellular component (GO): box C/D methylation guide snoRNP complex; small-subunit processome
Molecular function (GO): histone H2AQ104 methyltransferase activity; RNA binding; rRNA methyltransferase activity
Source: RefSeq, a predicted model, not a curated record